Vitrella brassicaformis is the source of this 745-nucleotide messenger RNA. The record is from the annotation of a GenBank genome assembly. NCBI's taxonomy places the organism in Eukaryota, Vitrellaceae.
AUGUCCCUUUGUGCCCGUCAGGAGGCCAUCAUUAGCUGGCUGCGAACCAAUAUUGACCGCCUUGGCGACGAGCAAACGCGAGAUCACAUCUCACGGGCGGCGAAACUCACCGAUGGCGACGGAGGAGAGAUAGACUGGGAGGAGCUCACGUCACUGCUCAAAUACGCCCUGCGGACACGAGCAGGUGCAUAGAAGAGGCGAGUGACGCAUCCGCUGGCCAUCAUCGUGUGUGCCUUUAUGCAGAGGAAGAGGGGUUGUCGCGUAGUUUGGUCAGCUACUUUCUGGACACUUUGGAGGAGCUGCACGCCAAGCGGGAGAGUGCGCUGGAGCUGGAGGCCAGCACCAAGCUCUAUGAAACGCGGCUGCAAGCCAAACGACUCACGGAAAAGGUCAGCAGAAGACACGGCCUUUCUCAUUGCGAAUGCAUCUGUGUCUGCGCGUGCAUGUGUAGAUCCGUACCAGCUGCACCAAGGCGCUGAGUUUGUUGGACAAGCAGGCCAAUGCCCCUCCUCCGCCUUUGCCGCCCGCGAGGCCCAGCCCGUCGCUCUUCCCAUCCCCAUCACCGGCACACCCGUUGCCGCGCGCGAAGCGCUCUGGGACGCCACGCACACCACGGUCGUGAUGGAUAGGUGGAUGGAUGGACGGAUGGAUGGGAUUGGGUGUUUGUUCUGCUGCGUGGAUGCGGACCGCGUUGGUAACGGAUAGCAGCAAGGGUCCGAAUGAAUGACAUGCACGUAUGUGAUCA